Molecule: messenger RNA, 741 nt
Organism: Pseudozyma flocculosa PF-1
Lineage: Eukaryota; Fungi; Basidiomycota; Ustilaginomycetes; Ustilaginales; Ustilaginaceae
Exons: 2
Coding region: 1-741 (246 amino acids)
Biological process (GO): pectin catabolic process
Cellular component (GO): extracellular region
Molecular function (GO): pectate lyase activity
Source: RefSeq, a predicted model, not a curated record
AUGCAGAUGUUCGCCUCCCUCGUCCCCCUCGUGCUCCUCAGCGUCAGCCUCUUCGGAGGCGCCGAGGCGGCCUGGCCCGCUGCCAAGGGCACCGUCAAGGUCACCAAGACCCAGCCCGUCCCGCGCGGCUCGCCCUUUGACGGCAAGUUGCAGCGCUUCGUUAGCAGCGGCCUCGGCGACGGUGGCCAGGGCGAGAACCAGAAGCCCCUCUUCGAGCUCGCUCCGGGCGCCUCGCUCUCCAACGUCAUCAUCGGCGCACCCGCCGCCGACGGCAUCCACUGCCUGGGCAGCUGCACGCUCACCAACGUCUGGUUCGAGGACGUCGGCGAGGACGCCGUGACCUUCAAGGGCAGCGGCGACAUGGUCGUCAACACCGGCGGCGCCCGCUCCGCCUCGGACAAGGUCUUCCAGUUCAACGGCGGCGGAACGGCCACCAUCCGCAACUUUGAGGUCUCCGACUUUGGAAAGAUGGGCCGCUCGUGCGGCAACUGCAAGACGCAGUACAAGCGCAACUGGGUCCUCGAGAACAUCACGGCCAUCAACGGCAAAAAGGGCCUGAUUGGCAUCAACACCAACCUCGGCGACACGGCCACCUUCCGCAACAUCAAGAUCAGCGGAAAGAGGAUCGACGUCUGCGACAUGUACAAGGCCGUCCCCAAGGGAUCCGAGCCCGCCGACCCCGUCGCCGGCAUCAACAACGCCUACUGCAAGUUCACCAGCAAGGACGUCACCUACGUCUGA